CAGAGCGCGGGCUUUGUGUGAAUGAAGAUUGAGUUUCACACAGACUAAAAGUUCCUCCUGUGUGCAACAUCUUGUAUUUGAAGGGGAAAAUUUGCAGACAGAAAUCUCAAACCAAACAUCACUUUCAGACCUGACAGAGUCAUUUGAUUCAUGGUUCCUGAAUAUCACUGGUCUUUGAAUCUAGAAGGAGAAAUGUUUGUCUGUUUUAUCUGUUUGAAGAGAUUUUAAACAUCUGCGUGACCAUAACAGUAUCGAGACACACACACCCGAGUGAGAGCAUUCCAGUUCAUUGACUGGAAAGAGCUUCAACCAGUUACACAGACUGAAAAAACAUCACACCGUUCACAACCGGGAGAGACCGUAGAUGUGUUCUGUGCGUGGAUGAGUCUUCAACUGAUUAUUGAACCUGCAAUGAUAGAUGGCCAACCGCACCAUGGAGAAACCUUGGAAAUGUGGGGACUGUAGGAUGGGAUUCAAAUCCCCAUCUGAGCUGGAGAUUCAUCGACGUAGUCACAGCGGGGAGAAGCCGUUCAACUGCUCCGUGUGUGGUAAAGGAUUCACUCAUUCAUCCUCGCUGUUGACACACCAGCGAGUUCACAGUGGGGAGAGGCCGUUCACCUGCUCUCUGUGUGGAAAGGGAUUCAGUAGUUCAUCCCACAUGAUGACACACCAGCGAGUUCACACAGGGGAGAGGCCGUUUACCUGCUUCAAGUGUGGGAAGGGAUUCAGUGAUUCAUCCAACCUGCUGAUGCACCAGCGAAUUCACAGCAGAGAAAGGCGGUUCACCUGCCCUGAUUGUGGGAAGGGUUUCACUCAGUUAUCCCACCUGCAGUCACAUCAGCGAGUUCAUUCUGGAGAGAAGCCAUUCACCUGUUCUCAGUGUGGGAAAGGAUUCAGUAAUUCAUCCAAUCUGCUGAGACACCAGCGAGUUCACACUGGGGAGAGGCCGUUCAUCUGCUCCGAGUGCGGGAAAGGAUUCAGCAAUUCAACCCAGCUGCAGACACACCAGCGAGUUCACACCGGGGAGAGGCCGUUCACCUGCUCCGAGUGUGGGAAGGGAUUCAGUAAUUCAUCUGACCUGCAGAAACACAAGCGAGUUCACAGUGGGGAGAGGCCAUUCAUCUGCUCUGUGUGUGGGAAGAGAUUCAUUGUUUCAUCUGCCUUGCUGGCCCACCAGCGAAUUCACACCGGGGAGAGGCCUUUUACCUGCUUCAAGUGUGGGAAGGGAUUCAGUAAUUCAUCCACCCUGCUGACACACCAGCGAGUUCACACUGGGGAGAGACGGUUCAUCUGUUCUGAUUGUGGGAAGGGAUUCACUGAUUCAUCCACCCUGGUGAGGCACCAGCGAGUUCACAACUGGAAGAGACCGGCACCUGCUCUGAGUGAGGGAAGGGAUUCACUCAGUCAUCCCACCAGCGAGUUCACAAGUGAUUUACAGGGGUUGGAUUCUGCUGUUAUUGCUGCUGCUAAUCACAUCUAUGACUGAACCAUGUUCAUUCUGACAGUUGGUGAAGUGGGAGGGUCAGAGGAUUUCUUUCUGUUGGACUGGCCGGUCUCACGACUUUGUUUCCAAGCUGCUGAUGUAUUUUGAGCUUUGUUAACAGAAUGUAGUUUCAAAUUUUGUAUGGAUCACUGAAGCAAAGGGUGUUUUUAAGGUAAAAGGUAGUUACCUUUCAUUUCUGUUUGGAACGUUCCAAAGAAUGCCACGUUGCCAUGGAGAUGGACUGUGGGGUUUAGAAGGAUCUUAUGAACAUAU
Molecule: messenger RNA, 1756 nt
Organism: Carcharodon carcharias (great white shark)
Lineage: Eukaryota; Metazoa; Chordata; Chondrichthyes; Lamniformes; Lamnidae
Product: zinc finger protein 239-like
Exons: 2
Coding region: 419-1486 (355 amino acids)
Biological process (GO): regulation of transcription by RNA polymerase II
Cellular component (GO): nucleus
Molecular function (GO): DNA-binding transcription activator activity, RNA polymerase II-specific; RNA polymerase II cis-regulatory region sequence-specific DNA binding
Source: RefSeq, a predicted model, not a curated record